This is a messenger RNA of Mauremys reevesii (Reeves's turtle), 4037 nucleotides long. It is a transcript of the gene B4GALNT1, whose product is annotated as beta-1,4-N-acetyl-galactosaminyltransferase 1. NCBI's taxonomy places the organism in Eukaryota, Metazoa, Chordata, Testudines, Geoemydidae. Bases 653 to 2254 code for a protein of 533 amino acids. Gene Ontology annotation, biological process: ganglioside biosynthetic process. The record is from RefSeq and is a predicted model, not a curated record. Gene Ontology annotation, cellular component: Golgi membrane. Gene Ontology annotation, molecular function: hexosyltransferase activity. The transcript has 14 exons.
CCUGGCUUGCAACAGCAAUUGGACGGUCCGCUCGGGUCACUUCUCCAGGGAGAGUGGAAGGGGGCCACGCCCGGGCAUUCCGGCUGCAAGGAACGAUCAAGGCAAGAAAACCCGGAGCCGACUGGAAGUUUGGCUGGUGCGAGGGAGCCGUGAGGGUCUCCAGAUGAGACGGGGGAAUCGCCCUGCCUGGCCCUAGAAGAGCCCAGGCAGCGCCAGAGAUCGGGAGCUGUAGGCUGAGCCGUGGGAGCCCCGCGUCACCCCCGAGGGCUCCUUCCUGUUUGUCAGUCUCAGCAAGGUGGUUUUUGCAUCCGGUGCUGGGCGAACAGACUUGCGUCUCCCUCAGUCUGAAGCUGUCUUGAGACCCGCUGGACGGUGCUUCUGCCUUCGAGGCGCUUUUGGGAUGGAAACGGCUCCUCCUCCCACCUCUCCCGAAAGGGCCUGGAUUCGGGGCAUCCCAGGGCCCUUCCUGUUUGUCAGUCUCGGCAAGGUGGUUUUUGCAUCCGGUGCUGGGCGAACAGACUUGCUUCUCCCUCAGUCUGAAGCUGUCUGGUGACCCCGCUGGACGGUGCUUCUGCCUUCGAGGCACUUUUGGGACGGAAACGGCUCCUCCUUCCACCUCUCCCGAAAGGGCCUGGAUUCGGGGCAUCCCAGGAUGCGUCUGGUGCAGAAGUCCCUGUGCCUGCUGCUGGUGGUCACGGCGUCCCUGGCCCUGCUGUACCUGCACGUCUGGUCGGCCAAGCCCUACAGCGCGGUCGACCUGCGCAACCGGCCAGCCCGAGCCCCCGAGCAGCUGCUGGGCGAGCCCUUGCUGGGCCCCUCCAACAAGUUCGCCCACAUCCCCUUCCGGCUCAAGGAGGAGAUCGUCGAGCUGCUGCCCAGGAAUUCGUGCUCGUGUGAGGUGGCGUCCGGCGGGAAGCUGCCCUUCCCCAAGCAGCUCUUCAGCCAGCUCUACUCGCUGGAGUUCGCCACGGCCUUCAGCCCCGCGGAGCUGGCGCAGAUCCACAGCAGCCGGGAGCUGGAGUACCAGAGCUACCGGCAGCGGACCCAGUCUCCCGCUGAGCAGCUGCUGAUCGUCAGAGCCAACUCCCCGCUGGAGUACCCUGCCCAGGGUGUGGAGGUGCGCCCGCUGCGGACCAUCCUCAUCCCCGGGCUCAGCUUGCAGGCAGCCAGCAGUGAGCUGUACAAGGUGACCCUGACGGCCACCCUGGGCACCUUCGACGUGGCGGCGGUGGUGGAGGGGGUGAAGGCGCAGGGCGAGGGGGAGACGCGUCUCUCGCUGUCGGCCACCCAGCUGGACAACCUCAACCGCCAGCUGCAGUUCAUCACCUACACCAACACGCUUUUCCACCCCAACACCGCGGACACAGUGCAGUUUGCCACCGAUGGGCACCAGGCGUCUUUCACCAUCCGAAUCCGCCACGCGCCCACGCCCAAGCUCUAUAACCCGGGCACCCCGGGUGACGGCGGAGCAGAUUACAACGUCAGCGCCCUGGUCACCAUCGCGACCAAGACCUUCCUGCGGUACGACAAGCUGCGGGCGCUGAUCGCCAGCAUCCGCCGCUUCUACCCCACGGUGACCAUCAUCAUCGCGGACGACAGCCAGCACCCCGAGCCCGUGGGGGGGCCCCACAUCGAGCAGUACUUCAUGCCAUUCGGCAAGGGCUGGUUCGCGGGGCGCAAUCUGGCCAUUUCCCAGGUCACCACCAAGUACGUGCUGUGGGUGGACGAUGACUUCAUCUUCACGCCCCGCACCAGGGUGGAGAAGCUGGUGGACGUGCUGGAGAAAACCAGCCUGGAUCUGGUGGGGGGCGGCGUGCGGGAGAUCACGGGGGUCACCACCACCUACCGGCAGAAGAUCAGCGUGCAGCUGGGGGGCGAGGAGGGCGACUGCCUGCAGACACGCCAGGGCUACCACCACCUCCUCGAGGGCUUCCCCGGCUGCGUGGUCACCGACGGCGUCGUCAACUUCUUCCUGGCCCGCACGGCCAAGGUGCUGGAGGUGGGGUUUGACCCGCGGCUGAGCCGCGUCGCCCACCUCGAGUUCUUCAUCGACGGGCUGGGCGUGCUGCACGUGGGCUCGUGCGCCGACGUGGUGGUGGAUCACGCCUCGAAGCUCAAGCUGCCCUGGCAGAAGUCGGAGAGCGAGAAGCAGUACGCCAAGUUCCGCUACCCGGCCUCGGGCGACCGCAGCGUCAGCGUCAAGCACGGCCUCUUCUACUUCAAAAACCACUUCAAAUGUAUGACGGGCAACUAGCCACACCGGGCUACCGGCCCCACCCUGCCAGCGAGCCGGCCCCAGGGAGAGCCCCUCCCCCCAUGGAGCUGGGGCUUUUUAUCCUUCUACCAGGCCAGGGAGCUGAUCCCUGCUACCCCAGCUCUCCAGACCCAGCGCCAUCCCUAGGCCCUGCUGUCUCCAUGGAGGGGGGAGGCUCCCCCCCUUUUCCCAGCAGGCCCUAGGGGAAUCCAGAGUCGCACAGUGGGAUACUGGGAAAUUCCCUGGACUGGCUGGGAAAAGCUCACAGCACCCCAGUGGCCGAGCCCCCACCUUCCCCAGGAGAUGCUGUUUUACACUGGACAGACCUACCCCUGUUCACAGCCAGAUUUCUCCAGUGCCGCCCCCCCACCGAGAACUGGCACAGCCCCCCGCCCCUCCCAGCUGCCCCAGGACAAGCACCAGGGCCCCCUUUUAUUUUGUGCCAAGUGGUUAUAGCCCCAGUCCGCCCCCGUUGCCGUCCCUGGGAGAUUUCCAACUUCAAGUGCCAAAGACUGCGGGGGGAGGGGGCAGCCCCUCGAGCAAGGGGAAAGGCUGACGCCCAUGGCUGGGUUGGGGGGCACGGCCAUAGGGGGGCUAGUCAUCCCCAGUGCCGCUGUGUGGCUGAGGUCUCUUUUCGAGCCUGGGGACUCUUUCUAUGCAGAAUCCAAGAGCAUAGGCACAAGGCGAAGGACUGACCCCAUCUUCGCCCCACACACCAGCUGGCCCCAGCCCUACACUGCUCAGCGAAGGCCCCACAGCUACAGCAUUGGAUGAGCAGAGGGGUCCGGCUUUUAAUCCAGGAUAGUGGGGGCCAGGAGCUGCCUGGUCUCUGCGGGAACUGGAGGCAGGACGCUGGGACGGUUUGUGUCGUGUGUGUAUAUAUUUAAUGUGAGCGAGCGAGGAGCCGGCCACUGCCAGCCUGCACCCCCAGGAGACCCAAGGCUGGCAGAGGGGCUGCUUGAGCUGCCCUCCCCAGCUGCCAUUUUCUACAGGGGACAGAGAGGUGAGGUUUUAAGGAAAAAAAAGAUGUUUUUAUUUUAAAAAAUUCUCUUUACCCUAAAGGCUAUCCAAGCCCCGCCCCCUUUGUCCUGAGCCCCGCCCCCUCUGUCCUGCUUCCCUACAGUUGUGUUUUAGCAGAACCAGAGAAAAAACUUUGUACUUUUUUUUUUUUAAACCUUGGGCUCCGACCCAUUGGGGUAGUGACGUCAGAGGGACCAGCCCCUGGUGGCACCCCCUGCAGGCACAAACCCCGCCCGCUAUGCUCCCCUCCAGGGGCCCAGCUCUGCAGUGCACCUCUCCAGCAGCCCAGAGCGGAGGGUCGAGGGGAGUUUGGCACCAGCCCCUUGCUAGCAAGAUGGUAGCACGAUGCCAGCCUGGGGCUGGGGCCAGCCCUGGGGGUGCGGGAGCAUGUUAUGGGAGGGGAGCAGGAGUCACAUGCUGAGGGGACAGAUGCAGCCUGCAGAGGUGGUGCUGGGGGCCGGGGCCAGCAGCCAGCCACAGUGUGUGGGGUGGGGGGGGAAAUCAUUCCCUGGACUCCCUCUCAACCCUCCCCGGAAGGGGGUGGGAGGGCUGGAUGCAGGGGGCCCCCCCAGGCAGGGAGAGGCCCCUGUGUGCCAAAGCACAUUCCCUGCUGUCCCUUCCCUGCAUGAAGUGGCCAGGGGCACCCGCCCUAAGGCCAUGCCAGCCUGUGACACCAGCAGCCAAAGCAGCCCCCCAUGGGAGGGGGCUGUGGGAAUUAGGCCCCCCCCCAGCACAGACAAUUGGGGGAGGACAAUAAAAUAAA